CCAGACCUGAAAGCUGCUUUGCCAACAGUUCAUGGAAGCAGAGGAGAAUUCCGGCUCGAGCGAGGAUUCUUUGGUUAGCCUGACCGCUGGCGACGUACUCAUUCGUUCCACCAGCUUCCACAUGAAACAAACGCCUCUCCCCUCCCGAACAGUGGGAGGUGCUGGCAGCAAGUCGCCCGUUCGCAUUCAAGAGCGGAUCCGGAUUUCAGUGAAGAAGCUUCGGGAGGUGCCUCCGCCCUAUCAUCCGGACGAUUCCGCUUGGAUGGAUGAGGAGCAUAUCCCACCUGCCUUGCCGGCAAACAAGCCUGUGCUUCAAAAACCCACGGCUGCAGCUUCUAGGACUUCAACAGAAGCAACAGACAUCUUUAUUUCCCAGUACAACGCUGGACAAAAGGAGGCUGUGAGAGCUGUAUUCAAACAGAGAAUUCAGAAUGUCCCUGUAUUCAAAGAGGUGAAAGUGCAGCUUCUCGACAAUGUUUGCCCGGAUCAGAAGGAGGGCACCAAGUCUGCACGCAGUGAGAUGGAUUCGGCGACAACCAUUGCAGCAGCAACCGCAGCGGCCAUUGCUUCCGCUGCACCACUUCUCAAAGUCCAUAGCGACUUGGAAGCCAAAGUGAGCUCCGUUUCCGAGAUCCUGAAGAAGCUGCAAGAGACGGACAAGCAGCUGCAGCGCAUGGCCGAGCAGCAAGCCGCCCUGAAGGCCCAGCCGCCCGGGAGGCCCCCCUGCAAUCUGAGAGCCGCCGAGCUGGAAAAGCAGACGACUCUCUUUAUGGAGCAGCGGAUUCGGCACCUGGAAACACUGCAACAGCAGCAAAUGAAUAUUCAGACCCAUUUACUCAACUCGGCGCUGAACUCGGGUGGCUUCCAAGCUGCCAGCCUCCCGCCUUCUCAGACGGCAGCUGCGGUGAAUCCAGGGAGGCCCCUCGACAACCCCAUGUCACCUCAUCGACGGGAUUUAUUCUCCUCAAAUCCAUGGGAUGGGCAAGCCCCUUCUCGGAAGUUUGGAAGUCGCGCCGGCCGGAGGCAGAAGUCCCCCCUGAAGACGCCUGCCCCGCGGCGGUAUGCUCCCGUGCCCGUCUCGAAAGACGCUAAGAUUUCUCACAAGAUGGCGAAGCGAGAGCAGCCGAUCAGAGAGAAAGAAAACAUCCUCAGGUCACCUGAUAAAGAGACUCAAGGCGGAGGAAGAUUCCUAGAGCAGAUUCUGAAUUCUCAUGAAUCCCCGUUUGGUCAGAGUCCAUCUUGGAAGGCGCCGCCCCCCAACAAUCAAAUGCCCUGGCAGUUGGAAAGAGAGAGGUAAAUAAGGGUCUCCAUCAAGCCUUUCCUGGUAUUUGAAAACCCGGUUCCAGAUUCCGGCCCAGUUGAGAGAACAGCGAAGAAAGCUGACGACGUGCUUCGGGAUCUCGGGCAACUGAGGAGAGAGAUGCAGGGCAUUCUGCAGGAAGCGAAGGAAUGGAAAUCGGACAUGAACCAUUUUAUGAAGCCCAAAGAGCGGGUUCUCCCGAGCCGCCCUGAAGCUCCGCAACUCCCCAAGCCGUCCGUCCUCGAGACGGCCAAAGCCCCCAAGUCCAUCGUGAGGGACGCCGAAAGGAUCCUGAGGGUGGUGCAGAAGAACAAGAAGGUCCUCGAAGAAAACCUGGAGGCCAUCGUCAGGGCCAGGGAUGGCACCGCCCUGCACUUGUUCAUAGAUGCUUUGACUGCUGACAGGGACGUGCUGGAGGAGAUCCGGAUCAGAAAGACUGUCGACGAAUGGAUUAAAACAAUCAGCUUGGAAAUCCAGGAUGAAAUGGCAAGGAAGGCUCAGGAGGAAGGCAGGCCUGAGGAGGAGCUCCGGAAGAUGCGGCAGACGGUCAGGCCCGCAAAGGCCGGCAGAGAAGCGAAAGCCCAGUCCCGGCAUCCCCAAGGAAACGCAGCCAAGCGGCCCCUGCCGGCUACGGGGCCCACUCAGAAACCAGCACAUCAGGCGCUUCCAAAAACGAGCUCAGUGGUUCCCAAUGAAGGGUAUCUCUCUCAGAUUUACGGGAGGCCGGUCUACCAGGGACGCAGGAGCACGCUGAAGAAAUCGCCGUAUCUCAGGAUCAACUCCCCACCUCCCAAACCGAAGCCCACAAGACCUAAAUUGAUAGAAAGCAUUAGAGGUACCAAAGUUAAAUCUGCGAGGACGCAGACGGGUCCCUGUGUACCCAGCAAAGCCGCCAGUCCUAAAAAGCUCCGCCCAUGCUCCGCCCCUUGCCGGGAACUCCAGUAUCUCUUCAGCCCCACCAAAGAGGCGCCUGACACUACGGGUCCCCUGGAGGGCCAUCUCAUCCCCAUGGCCAUUCCGUUAGGUCAGAAACAAAUCACCAGCAUUUUGCCUGAACCUUCAAGUGUAGUCAUAGGCAAAUUCCACCCUGUCACCGUGACGACCUCUGUUCCUCCUGCUCCUCCAAAGCCACCACCAAACGUGCAGAAGCCGAACAUUGCAGUCGUGGAGAUGAAAUCAGAGAAGAGGGAUCCGCCCAAACUUUCCGUGCAGGUGCUUCCAAACGUCGACAUCGAUAGCGUUUCGAGCGACAGCCCGAGGGGGAACGAAGCCCCUGCCAUGCCUCUUCUGACCCAAGCAGCGAUAGAGAGCACUGUGGAAGACAGUUGGCACCAGGAAGAAGAAGAAGAAGAAGAAGAAGAAGAAGAAGAAGAAGAAGAAGAAGAAGUGAAGCUUCCUGGCACUGACUUUGUUGAGAUUCCUGAUGUCCCUCAGGAGGAAGGGGACAGCGGCGAGGAGGAGAUCCCAGAAUUCCCGGAACCAGUUCUGGAGUUCAACAGGCAAGGGGAGACUGGGUCUCCGCAAUACAACGGCCCGCCCUUUCCACCGCUCGCUCCCGCUCCUCAGACCUCGGCAGACGUUCUGGAUGAAAUCAUAGAAAGACGGGAAACCCUGGAAAACAAGCUGGUCAGCUGGGUGGAGCAAGAGGUGAUGGCGCGGAUCAUCAGCGGGAUGUACCCAGCCCGGAAGGAGGCUGUGCCCAACGUCAGUUCUUCAGAGAGUGAAGAGAGCCAGGCUGCAUCUUCAGACAUUGUGGAAGCCGCGGGACCGGCGGGGCUCCAGCUCUUUGUCAGCGCCGGCGCACCCGUCGAUUCGGAAGUGAUCAGGCAUUUUGUGAGCGAAGCUCUCGCCGAGAGAGUCGCAAUCCUGCUGGGAGACCGAGAAGGCCAGAAACCAGCUACUGCUGCGGUCGCACCCCUGCCCGUAGCUCUUCGGCCCUCCGAGGACCCUGUGCUAAGGACUCCACUGGCCACCCCGCAAGCCACACCCCCUCCAUCGCCACCGCCGCCCCCUCUACGAGAACUGUCACCAGUGAGAACGCCAGAGCCCUCUCCCCCCGCCACUGAAAUUGACGGCGAGGUCGGCGAACGGCAGCUGACGACCGCAGCAGAACCGCAGGCAGCAGCUGUCAGUCUGGUUCACACCCCUGCCGCUACUCCAGUGGCGACACCACCCGGGGUGGUGACACCGAGCCCUCCCUUGUCCGAGCGCAUCCCCGGCAGAGAAGCGACAGAGGGCCACCAGCCUCCAAACGCGUGGGGGGAUGCCGAGCUGCCCCUGGAGGAAGAGAAGCCCAGCCCACGGAGCGAAGAAGAGAGCUACGACCCCAGAGCUGUUAUCAUGUCAGUGGCGAAAGACGAGGAGCCAGAGAAUUUGGUGGUGCUGCUGCCUUCUCCGCGGCCCGUUCAGCCUCCCUACCCGCUUCUUCAAGAACCCCCGGUCCCGUCUUCUCCGGCGCGCACUCUCAGUUCUGGCCCGUCCACGGAGGAGAGCAGUCUAACUGUCACGGAAACUGAGACCGCAGACAGGCCAAUCUCUGAAGGAGAAGUUCUCUUUAGUUAUGGACAAGUGGUAGCCAUGAGAGCGUUAGCGGAGGAAGGGAUCUGCCCUACAAACCUCAGCGACAGUUUGGCCAGCACUCUUCACGACGCCCACGAAAUGGAUUACGAUCCUCCCAGCGAAGGCCAGGUGGUCCUCAGACCCCACAAAGGACACCACCGAGACCCCAUUCUGUCCCUCCUCUCGAAACUCCCCCAAGUGCCCCUGGCUUCCCAAGAAGACAUCUGUCGUUCCGAGGACACCGACUACAGUUCUGGGGAGCUUAGCGAGGGCCAGAGGCCCAGGCUGACCAGGGUGGCGGAGAGUGUCCUGAUGGGGCAUUCCAUUCACAUGGGCCGGCCUUCAGAACGGCGGCUUCGGCAGGCCCCGUCGCCAGGACAGUUCGAUAGAGCUGCAGGUGAGGCUGCCGGGGACACUGACGCCACCCACGGGCCGAUGAGCAUGGCUGAACUGGAGCAUCCCGCUGGGGCAGAUGACAGGCCGACGGCUCAACCGGCUGAGGCGUCCCAGAAAAGUCACCAGCUGCCAGGACCAGUGCAACCCAGAGUGAUCCUUGUGAGAGCCCGAUCUGAAAUCACACAGCAGACAGGCUUCCAGGCAGAUGCAGAUCGGACGCACGUUGAGCCUGACAGUUACCUCACGUCACCCCUUGCAGAUAAGGGAGACGCACCCCAGUUAAGUCCCCUGCCCGCUCCCGCAAAGGUGUCCAUGACAGUGCCGUCCGCAAACGUCGAGGACCUCCAGAGCUUCAGUUCCAUCCACGAGAGCUCCGACUCUUCUGGGGCAGAUACGUUUUAAUGUGCGUUUCAAUGUGCGUUUCAUCUCCGUCGAGGCAUGUGAGGAUGGAAGGGUGGGGCGUUGACAGAUGUUUGGAAAUAAUAUCAGGGACAAGCAUUUGGUGGAGACAUGGCAUCGGCCAGAUGUUUCAUUUUGGCAACGGAAUCUGCUUGCUUCAUCAGAAUCUCUUUUUUUUUUAACGCGUUUGUCAUGUGUGAGCGUGCGCACUGUUUUUUAACAAAUAAAAUAUUUUUGGUUUUUAAAAA
Heteronotia binoei (common prickly gecko) is the source of this 4902-nucleotide messenger RNA. RefSeq names its product KIAA0586 ortholog. Gene Ontology annotation, biological process: smoothened signaling pathway. NCBI's taxonomy places the organism in Eukaryota, Metazoa, Chordata, Lepidosauria, Squamata, Gekkonidae. Gene Ontology annotation, cellular component: ciliary basal body; centriole. The record is from RefSeq and is a predicted model, not a curated record. The transcript is spliced from 30 exons.